Molecule: messenger RNA, 1110 nt
Organism: Fusarium pseudograminearum CS3096
Lineage: Eukaryota; Fungi; Ascomycota; Sordariomycetes; Hypocreales; Nectriaceae
Exons: 1
Coding region: 1-1110 (369 amino acids)
Source: RefSeq, a predicted model, not a curated record
AUGUCCGGCCAAGUUCCCGCCUGGAAGAGAUUGGGCUUGAAGCUCAAGCAACCGUCUGAUGCGCCUGAACCCAGCUUUGGGCACCCAGCCAGCAGCUCAAGCACGCCCAUAAAGAGGAAGUUCGACGCCCCGCAACCUUCCAAUUCCUCUCAGGCUGCCAAGCGACAGAAGUCUGUGUCUUUUGCUGAUGCGCCAUCCAACAACAACAACCCCAAAUUCUCAAGGACACCGGCAAAGCCCGCUAAGCAGAGCAAGGCCAAGAGCAAGGGACCCGCAAAGAAGCCUAAACCACAGGUUCCCACUGAUCUCAAGCCUGCACUCGAAUACUUGAGCCUCUGGAAGACGGCUCGCGACAGCUGGAAGUUCAACAAAAACCAUCAGUCAAACCUCAUCAAGCACGUUUUCGAUGCCGAUGGAAUCCCUGCUUCUGACAUUGAAACCUUUUACGACUACAUCCAAGACCUGAAGGGUUUCGUGAGAAUGCGCCUUCGAGAGAGUGCCUGUGAGGUCAGGGAUCAGGAUCAAUCCGACGGCGCAAAGGCAUUCCCCGAAGGAACCAAGGACUUGGAGGCUACUCAGCAACGAUAUGAAGAGGUCCUCACCAAAUAUCUGAACCUGCCUGUGGGAUCUAAAAGGAAGGGCUUUACUGAGGUGGACUACCUCUCAGAUUCAGAAGAGGAUGAGGUCAUUAUCCGACGACUUGUCAAGCGCAUGAGAGCAGAGCUUGUCAUUGAUGAGCUAUCUGACAGCGAUGAAACUGAUGCCACCACCACAUCAUCUCAGACAGUUACCUCUAGCGAAAACAACGCCACAGCUGCCAAGAACACCGAGAAGAGUGUGAAGCCUGAGGGCGUAUCUGGAAAGCGUCGACGAAAGCUCCGCGUGAACGUGGAUGACAGUGACUCUAGCAGUUCUGAGUCUGAGUCUGACGACGAUGAUACCAGCAGCAGCGGAAGUUCAUCCUCAGAAGACGAGUCAGAGAAGAAAACGCCCGCAGCUCGAAAGGCUUACCGAAAACCCGGCGAGGAGGACUCGAGUGAUUCUUCAUCUUCUUCAGACGACGCUAGCUCGGAGGAAGACUCGAGUGACGAUGAAUCAGACUCCGAAUAA